AUUGAAAAAGAUUGUAGAACAUCGGCCUAUCGAAAUUGCUUCCAGCUCUAGUUCAAUACCAUCACAAGUCGAAAAGCAGCUAAAUUCUGUUGGUAAACAUAGGUAAAAAGAGAUCUGGCAAUUAAUGCGCCAGCAUGCAACCAGUUGAUUGCAGUUUCCCCGAUAAAGAGAGCGAGAGCCUGGCCAAGACUGAAUGGAUUUAGGGUUCAUCCGCAGCUAAAAGCGGAAAACAAGCACCUUCUACUGCUGUUGAGUCAUCAGUUUUUGGCCAAAACAGGCACAGAACAAGGCCAUCAGUGGUUAGAACCACCCAUCUUACUACCUAGGCAAUAAGAGAGCCGCAGGUGAGCCACAGAGGCAGAGGCAGAGCACGCACCCCUCAGUAACCCAAAAACCAGCCCAUUUCGGCAGUAGCCCCAAUGGAGGACUACAAGUUCCUGUUCAAAAUCGUCCUGGUGGGCAACGCAGGCGUUGGGAAAACCUGCUUGGUGCGCCGCUUUACCCAGGGUCUGUUUCCGCCUGGCCAAGGAGCCACCAUCGGCGUGGACUUCAUGAUCAAAACGGUGGAGGUAGAGGGCGAGAAGAUCAAGCUGCAGAUCUGGGACACCGCCGGCCAAGAGCGGUUCCGCUCCAUCACGCAGAGCUACUACCGAUCAGCCCACGCCUUGAUCCUGGUCUACGACAUCAGCUGCCAGCCCACAUUCGACUGCCUGCCGGACUGGCUGCGCGAGAUCCAAGAGUACGCCAACUCUAAGGUGCUCAAGAUUCUGGUGGGGAACAAGACGGACCGGGAUGAUCGCGAGAUACCCACCCAGAUUGGCGAGGAGUUCGCCAAACAGCACGACAUGUACUUCCUGGAAACGUCCGCCAAGGAGGCGGAGAACGUGGAGCGGCUGUUCUACGAGAUAGCCGCCGAACUGAUUGGUCAGGCACGAAGCAAAGAUGGCAGCGGUUCCGCUGCAGCGGCGGCUGCCCAGCGGCAGUCGGAGGGCAGUUCCAUCGGACUGGGAAGCCUCAGUGCCAAGGCAGCGCAAAGCAAUUGCUGUGGCGGACUUGCCAGCGGCGGCGGCUCAAACUCUAGUCAAGCGGACUGAGCUGCAAACGGAACUGGAAACUGAGCAGCUAAUAUAUAUAAGAACUAAUCGUGAUAUUCCAUUGAUCUUUUAUUACCAUUACAAGCUCCCCCAUUCUAGCAACUCUA
Molecule: messenger RNA, 1201 nt
Organism: Drosophila gunungcola (fruit fly)
Lineage: Eukaryota; Metazoa; Arthropoda; Insecta; Diptera; Drosophilidae
Gene: Rab30
Product: ras-related protein Rab-30
Exons: 2
Coding region: 420-1094 (224 amino acids)
Biological process (GO): Rab protein signal transduction
Cellular component (GO): trans-Golgi network
Molecular function (GO): GTP binding; GTPase activity
Source: RefSeq, a predicted model, not a curated record